This is a messenger RNA of Rubroshorea leprosula, 1245 nucleotides long. Lineage: Eukaryota; Viridiplantae; Streptophyta; Magnoliopsida; Malvales; Dipterocarpaceae. The record is from the annotation of a GenBank genome assembly.
AAUAAACUCCCAUUUCUGUCCCUCACUCUCUCCUCUUCUUUUUCUAUGUUCCUUCGCCUGAUUUUCUUCCUCUGCUUGAUGAUCGUCAUCAAUUCUCCGAUAUUGAUUCAGAAUCCGGAAAUGGUGUCCAAGAUCAUCAAGCGAACCCCACCAAAGUCCGUCAAGCGCCAGAAACGCCGGUCCCAUAGCCACCAUCAUCACCGGAGAAAGUCGUCGACUUUGUCCAAAAAGACCGCCUCGGUCUCUUUGCUUUCGUCCAUUAACAAGUCUUUUCUUACCUGUCGCCGCCGCCUUGUCAAGCUUUUUGACAAAUUGUCCCGCUUGGCAACCCCUAAACGGAGCCACAGGGGAUUCAGGAUUCUUACCCAGGAAGAAAUAGAGUUUGAUCCUGAGCCUCGACCGGAGUUGGUUCUCGAAUUGGAACCCAGCUUGGUUGUGCCUCGAGCUCUUCUCUUCGACGACGUCGAUCAAUUCCGGCUUCCUCCUUUGGUUUCGGAGAAACAGAGGACUAUCUUUCUUGAUCUGGACGAGACCUUGGUGCAUUCAUCCCAAGACCCACCUCAAAAGAUGUAUGAUUUCGUGGUUAAGCCUGUCAUUGAAGGUCAGAUUAUGAAUUUCUACGUCCUGAAGCGGCCCGGGGUCGAUAAAUUCUUGGAGGAAAUCAGCAAAAAGUAUGAAGUGGUGGUUUUCACGGCAGGGCUGAAGCAGUACGCGUCGCUGGUGCUGGAUGCUCUUGAUCCAAAAGGGCUAAUUUCACACCGGCUUUACAGAGAUUCAUGCCGGUGCGUGGAAGGAAGGUACGUUAAGGACUUAUCGGAGAUGGGGAGGGACAUGAGGAGGGUGGUAAUCGUCGACGACAACCCCAAUUCGUACUCUCUGCAGCCGGAAAAUGCGAUUCCAAUAAUUCCGUUUCUGGAUGAUGUCAAUGACAGGGAGUUGGAGAAGCUGGUGGGGUUUUUUCAACGGUGUGAUCGGUUUGAUGACAUGAGAGAUGCAGUGAAGCAGUAUCUUGGUGGCGGUAGUAAUGGCGGCGUCGACGGCGGUGUUUACAGUUUGGCGGAGAGGGAGCAAUGAUAAUAUUCAUUUGUGUUUCACAAUUGUUUGUUGUCGGUAAUUUUUUUCAUUUUCCUUUUUCAUUUUUUUGUGUGGACGUUUGUUUUCUAUACACAUUUUUUUGCCUUUCAGUCUUUUUUUUUUCUUUUUUUUUUCUUGUUCAAAUACUUCAAAUACAUUUGAACAAUAAAU